This is a messenger RNA of Pogona vitticeps (central bearded dragon), 1626 nucleotides long. Lineage: Eukaryota; Metazoa; Chordata; Lepidosauria; Squamata; Agamidae. The record is from RefSeq and is a predicted model, not a curated record.
AGCCGGAGGGGGCACAUUGCCAGGAGAAUGAGGAGGUGGCUCCUUCCUCUCCUGGCCCUCCUUGCAAUCGGGCCCAUGUGUGCCAUAGAUGACAAAUGCAAUGGCAUCUGCGGACGGAGGCCCCUGGCACCUUCCCACAGCAACCCUUCACAAGCCGUGGGAGGGGUGGAAACGCUGCCCGGCUCUUGGCCCUGGAUGGUCAGCUUGCGGGCCCCUUCGAAGUCUGGCUUCCAGCACACGUGCGGAGGCUCGCUCGUCAGCGCUAACUGGGUUCUUACGGCGGCCCACUGCUUCAAAGACAUGAGGCAUCUCACCAACUGGGAGUUGCUGCUCGGGGCAGCCAAGCUCUCCCAGCCGGGCCCCGAUGCCGAGGUCCGCUUCCCCAAACGCAUGGUGGUGCACGAGAAGUACCAGCCGAGCCACCAGAUCAACGACAUUGCCCUGAUUGAAUUGGAGGAGCCCAUCCUCUGCAGUGACUACAUCCAGCCGGCCUGCCUGCCGGACGGCUCCGUGAACCUGUCCAGCAUGGCCCACUGCUACAUCACCGGCUGGGGCUACACCCACGAGAAAUCGAAGGCUCCGUCCGACAUCCUGAAGGAGGCCAAGGUGGAUCUCAUCUCCACCCAGAAGUGCAACAGCAGCGACUGGUAUUAUGGGAGCAUCGCUAUCCACAACCUGUGUGCCGGUUUUGAAGAAGGUGGCAUCGACACUUGCCAGGGAGACAGUGGCGGUCCCCUUGUGUGCCGAGAGGAUCGGUCAGAGCGCUACUGGGUGGUGGGGGUCACCAGCUGGGGACUGGGCUGUGCCCGACCCCAAAAGCCUGGCGUCUACACAUCCACGCUAAGCUUCUAUAACUGGAUCCAGGAGCACAUCAAGGGAGUUCAGAAGACCACCACCCCUCUGCCACAGCAGACGUCUCCGUCAAGUCCAUCAUCCACGACCCAUCUGCCAGCCCAGUCUUCAUCCCAAACGCAACCGCCACCCACGCCCGAAACGCAGACAACACCUACCCCAUCGACACAGCUGGAACCGACGGCUGAAAUGUCGACCGAAACGACCUCCAAAAGAACACCGAGGCCGGCGCCCAUCCAACCCACUCCAGUGACCCAUACCUCAAAGCCCCCCAACACCACGACGCCACAGCAGCCCUUGGAAACCCAUCAAGUGGAAAUCUCAUUGGUCGUGCAGCCGCCCCCAUCGCAGCCAGAACAGCUGACAUCUCUACGCACGCCGACAGUGCCGAUCCAGACGGAAACUCAAACUGAAACCACCACUUCGACACCGACGACGACGACCUCUCCUUAUACAAUCCGCUCCACAACCAAGCGGAAGCAUAAGCAGGUCGUUAUAUCCGGUGGAUACUACGGCAGUAACUGGCCAGGCCAGCGCUGGCCCAGACUCUGGCGGAGCAGACAGAGACGCUCCCGGCCUUAGCUCCAGCCACGCGUUCGCUUCAUAAGCGUUCAGUUGGGCAAGCAAAGUAUUCUAAAAGGACCCGAUAGAAAUACCUGGCAUCUGUAGGAUGAUAUAAAAUAGCUGUACUUUGAAUAAAAUAAAACUUAUUGACAGAUCUGUGGAGACUUCUCUCUUAAAAAUAUGCCAGGAGGCUGCUGGGAAGUUUAAGGA